AUGCGCCUCCUUCUGUCGCUCUACCUUUUGGUAGCCGUCUCAUGGGCCAUCCUUGAUACUGUAGACGAGGCUUGUCCCGUCAAAAAAGGCAAUACUACGGCUAUGGCUAUGGCGGAUACGGCUACUAUGGAUGCGGAUGAGCAAUGUAUGCACCAUGUCCUCAUGGCAAUGGUGGUUGUUACGGGAAUGGAUAUGGUGGCUAUGGCGGUUACGGCUAUGGAGGUUACGGAUACAAAAAAUAGCAAAUGA
Molecule: messenger RNA, 249 nt
Organism: Strongylus vulgaris
Lineage: Eukaryota; Metazoa; Nematoda; Chromadorea; Rhabditida; Strongylidae
Source: the annotation of a GenBank genome assembly